Molecule: messenger RNA, 540 nt
Organism: Cuscuta europaea
Lineage: Eukaryota; Viridiplantae; Streptophyta; Magnoliopsida; Solanales; Convolvulaceae
Source: the annotation of a GenBank genome assembly
AUAAUUUAACUCAAUUCAAUAUAUGCAAGACAUUUUAUCACAUUGAUCCAUCAAACUGAUCUGAAUCAUGUCAUCAACGCCUGAAUUUGGGCAUUGCGAGGAUCCCAACGAGAUGGAAGGGAUCCACAGAGCAUCGCCAUUUGAAGAUGUCAAGAUGGAAGAGAUCCACAUCAGAGCACCACCAUUUGAAUCUAUCAAGAUGGAAGGGACCAACAUUGGAGCGUCGAUGGUCACUAGUGAGUCACGAUACAGCGGUUGCAUAAACAUAUAUAUCAACAACAACAUUCAAGGAGUGAAUCACUCCAUCUUAUUAGGUAGCCGUGUGGAUCUGCGAGAUCCCGGCAUUCGCUUUUCCAUUAAUGGUUUGACAUUCCAACUUGAACCUCAACAGCAUAAGACAAGAGGCAAUUUCGUGUGGCUAGCAUCUUCUUUGCUACUGUUUUCUUUGUUUGUAAUCACCUUUCUUCUUCAUUUAGUUCAAAAACUCAAAUUCUCAUCAGGAGGUGUUUGAUAUACAUUUUUUCAGCUUAUCACUAAUUC